Messenger RNA from Wickerhamiella sorbophila, 777 nucleotides. RefSeq names its product Ribosomal RNA-processing protein 1. The transcript has a single exon. The record is from RefSeq and is a predicted model, not a curated record. Gene Ontology annotation, biological process: rRNA processing. The coding region runs from base 1 to 777 and encodes 258 amino acids. Lineage: Eukaryota; Fungi; Ascomycota; Dipodascomycetes; Dipodascales; Trichomonascaceae. Gene Ontology annotation, cellular component: preribosome, large subunit precursor; preribosome, small subunit precursor; nucleus.
AUGCCAAAAAUUUCAAGGAGCGGCAGAGCGGAUGAGGCUCUUAAAGCUUCUCAAAUAGCCGUAUCCUCAUUUGAUGAGAAUGCUUUGAUUCGCAAAAUGGCAGACAAUAGUCGCCCUGUUCGCGAAAAAGCACUCAAAGCGUUGGCACAAUACUUGGCAACUCCGCAGACACUUGAUCAACUUAAGUUGAAAAAGCUUUGCAAAGGCAUAUUUUAUGCUAUGUGGUACUGUGAUCGUCCAAUCACGCAGCAGAAUUUGGCUAGUGAGAUUGCAACACUGCCAGAGAAAAUCAAGUCGAAAAACUACUGGAACUUUGUCAACUCCUUUUGGACCGUAUUGAUCCGAGAAUGGCACUCUAUUGAUUCACACCGCAUCAACAAGUUUUAUUUAUUAAUUCGUCGGUUUUUUUUCGCAUUGAUGGUGCAUCUUUAUGAAAGUAAAUGGUCUUCCGAGGAGCUAGACUCGUACAUCAACAGUAUGGCAACCGGCCCGUUGAAUGUGGAUAACCCCAAAGUCCCGCAUGCAAUAAGACUCCACUUAUGUGACAUUUAUUUCGAUGAAAUUGACAGAUUGCGUGAACAAGCUGACGAAAUACCGUACAGUGAGCUUUUGAGUCCUAUCGAAGCUUUGGCGAAUUUCUCUAGCUUCAAAAUCAUUAAAGCUCGAGCAAAAGACGCGCUUUCAGAUCCUCGUUUACGCGAAUGGGGCCUCAAAGAAACAUCCGAAGCCUUUGUCUCUUCGGAGGAGGAGCUGGAUGAUUGGGAGGGAUUUGACUAG